Molecule: messenger RNA, 1619 nt
Organism: Marchantia polymorpha subsp. ruderalis
Lineage: Eukaryota; Viridiplantae; Streptophyta; Marchantiopsida; Marchantiales; Marchantiaceae
Source: the annotation of a GenBank genome assembly
CGCCUCGAAAUCCCGUAAGGUCUUCGGCAGGAAAUAGGCCCAACCUCGUAAUCAAUCUAUGAGCCACGAGAUGCGGAGCGAGGAGAUUCGGGUCCUUACGCCUGGUUUAUGGCCAGCAUCUUUUGAUUGAGAGUCUGCAGAAAGCUCCCACAUUCCAGAUGGUUCGCUCGGUGUAGGAAUUCCGAGCAGUCGCUUGAUUGAUCCGAGAAAGAUUUGCUCCUGCAAGGCUGAGUUACCGAUAGUCAAGCCUGCUGGUAAGCAUCGCAUCAUGGGUUGUUCUGUGUCACCGGAGUGGAGAGAAAGUGAUGGCAUUAUCGAUGGUGCAGCUGGUUUUUAGAGGAGGAGCGAGGCACGGAAUGUUUGAACGAGUUUCAUUUCAUAUACAAUCUGUCCGUGAGAAUUGUAUAGGGGAGCUUGUGUGAAGCAGCUGAGGGUCGCUGUCAGAUUGAAAGUUCAUGAAGCGGUCCGGGGAAGGAAAUGCAAAUGCACAUUGGAGUAGUUCGAGACGGGGGCCCUGGGAUGGCUGAAAACUGUGUUGGAAGUUUCUGCAAAAGCAGUCGCAACGCGGAAGGUGGCUAAAGGAGUGUUGUUCGGAAGGUCCUCUGAGUAGUAGACUGGUGCUUCAGCAUCUGAGGACACACCGAGAAGGUCAAUUUUACAGUGAAACACGAGGUUAAAUGUAGAUGUGGAAGAAGUGAUUCAGUUGAAUUGGCAGGGUACCAUGUACAGAGUCCGCAAUGGCUCCAGGAACAAUCAGACUCUCUGUGGUCUCCGGUGUAAUGAGUGGUUUAGAAGGAGUCUAUGAUACCAAGAAGCGAAUUACCGUUGGUAGGGUGCGAGUUAACAAAUUUCAGCUUAAAGCGGAUACAGUUUCCUCGAAGCAUGCUGUCAUUGCACAUGCGGAUGGUAGAUGGUUCAUCACAGACUGUGACAGCUCGAACGGGACGUCAGUUAAUGGAAUUUCAGUCAUUCCAGGAACUCCAGUAGAGUUAAAAGACGGUGACACGCUUAUAGUGGGAGUUGGAAGCGACAACAUCGUAAAGGUAAAAAUUGAGACGCAAGGGGCUGUCGAUGUGCAUGUCCAAAAUGAUUCAAUUGUAAAGAAAUCCGCUCUGUCCACUUUGACCGUGAAACAAUGGAUUGAGGAAGAAAUGGAAAGAUUAUCAGCGGAAACGGAAGCUUUGGCGGAAGCAGUUCUGAGAGGGCUGGCCGAGUCUGCUGAGCAAGUGAAGAAAGAUGCCUGUUCAAACGCUGGAGUGGAUUGAACUCUGCUAUGCCGUCCGCUACAUUCUUUCCACAAAUGAACAUGUUCAUCUUUUUAUCAAUAUUCUGCGAGCCAACCGAGAGUAUGGCCGUUCGAAAUGUACUUAUUAAAGGAAGUGUGCUCUAUACGGCGUUUAUAUUGUACUUAGUCAAAGCCAUUUAAUCCGAGUAAGUUGAAAUGCCGGUAGUGUAAGGUCGGCAGGAGUUUUGUCUGGAACAGACAUAUCCAGGAGAUUAGAUAUCUUCAGAUUUGAUAUGUCUGCAACUGAAAAUUAAUGUAAGCUUCGGGUCGUUUCCCUACGUCUUUUCUCUUCAUGUAUCGGGUUUGUAUCUGACUUUCUAUCGAGAACAGGCCG